Molecule: messenger RNA, 2539 nt
Organism: Haliotis rufescens (red abalone)
Lineage: Eukaryota; Metazoa; Mollusca; Gastropoda; Lepetellida; Haliotidae
Exons: 5
Coding region: 187-723 (178 amino acids)
Source: RefSeq, a predicted model, not a curated record
UCUAGUUCAACGUCAACCACAACAACUAUAGAACCUCCAUCAACAACAUCAACUACACAAUCCCCAUCAACAACUACAACAACUGCACAACCCCCAUCAACAACAUUGUAUACUACUGAAUCAGUGGCUUCAGUGACCAAGGGACCCUCAACACCUGUGAACAGCCCCAGCUCCAGUGAGCAGAGAAUGACAUCUGUCACACAGGUUAACCUGACAGGCAGAGAGGAGACGGAUAACACACAGUGGUACAUCAUAUUGCCUGGGGCACUGGGUGGACUUGCUGUGGUAUCUCUGGUCAUAUUCCUGGUGUGGAGAAACCGAACAUCAAGGAAAAGAAACCUACCACGAUUAAUACAGAAAAAUCGAUCGGAUUCACAGGAAGACAUACUUGAGAUGCAGGACAACCCGGCCUAUUGGACGUCCAUGCAAGCUGCCAAAAGCACGUCGUCACAAUCAGAAGAUGCCGAAGAACAAGAAAAAAUUGAGAUGCAAGACAAUCCUGUUUACUGGAAAUCCAGCCACGCUGUCAAGGACCACUCCACUCAACUCGCAGAUGCAGAGAAGGAAGACAAUCAUGUUUACUGGACCCCCAGCCUCGAUACCGGGGACAACUCCACUCAACUUGCAGAUGCAGAGAAACAAGUUAAUCCUGUUUACUGGACCCUAGAACCGCAUUGUCAUGGUCCACCCCACACAGCUGGACAACGCAAAGAGGAAUGCUGAUACUGGUGCUUUCUGGUGUUCAUCUCAUCAGAACCGGUCGUACUGGUAUUGAGGAUGUACUCCUUUAACAUGUAAUGUGAACAUAUUAGUCGUUUAGUGAGAAAACGACACUGAUAGAAAGCAUUGUUAAUCUGAUGCGAAGUUGAACAUUGACAUUUAUGUUUCUUGUAUUGAACAAUCACUGAAUUCAAACUUGAUAGUACCCGUGAACAUCCGGGUCAGAAGAGGUCUUCAGCAACGCAUGCUUGCCGUGAAAAGCGACUAUGCAAGAGGCGAGUAAUGGGAUCGGGUGGUCAGGCUCGCUGACUGCUCGUGAUGCCAGUCACUGGAUUGUCUGGUCCAGACUCGAUUAUUUACAGACCGUCGUCAUGUAUAACCGAUGUUAUAUUUGGGAUAACACUUUCUUAGUUAUGUAGCUGGAAUAUUGCUGCGUGCGGCGUUAAACAACCCGAACUAAAACAAUCAAAUUCAAUAGACAAUCUAUUCGGAUGUAAGAAAGGAACACUGUGCUACAAAUCCAUGUUUGCAUGUCUGCAUUUGGGUCUGUCAGCUGUCCAAAUCGUGUUUGUAUUGUUUGAUUAGAAGAGCAAAUAGCGGUAUCAUUUGCGGGGAUGCUGCGCCAUUCUUUUAUUGCUAGAGGAGUCACUGAAUCACUUGACAGUUAUUACAGACCUUAUAUAUUUAAACUCAGAUCCAGAUAAACUCAUUUAUAUCGGUCAAUAGAACGUAUCCAUAGUUUCAACUAUGGAGGAUAUGUAUACUCAGUAUUUCGUAUCACAACGAGUAUCCAGAGGAAUGGUUCUCGUAACCCUUUUCGAGACAGUCAGUUGUUUUAAUAAGUCAUUUGACAAGUUUUAAUAAUCCAAAAUCAUAUUUGAUUGUGCUUUUGUAAAACAAAAAACAAAAUCAUAUUUAAAAAUAUAGGCCACUGAUAUUGUUUCUCGGCUUCAUUGCGGAGGUCAGUCUCACUGUGAGUCCCUAUGGUUCUGUGUGGUUGAGGGUUAUCUGUAGCCUAAGUUAUAUUGUGUGUCGCUGUCUUGCUGCAACGUUAAGUGCUUGCACAUUAAUAUAUAUAUGCUUACUGGUCAUCUGACUGUCCUUUGCUGAAACAAUUCUGAAUAUAAUUAUAAAUAUUUCAUGAAUGCUCUUGUCUCCAUACGGGGGAACUAUUUCCGAAUUUAUCAUUUUUGUAGCUCUUUCACUCAUUGAUAUUAUUUAUUCCUAAAUUAUUAAGAAACCUCAUUUGGAUCAAUUUUGACAGUGAAUGUAUGACAGCUCUUUAAAUUAAGAAUAACUAACUAGUUUAAUUAAUCAUGGUCAUAUCGAAGGUUUUUUUAAUAGGCAACCACAUGUGGCGUCUCCAUGGGCAAGGGAAUUGUUCGCAUUAUGCCUCCGCUCACCCAGCAGUGAAUGGGUACCCGGUUGGAUUACAUAGUAAUUUGACUGUUAACCUUCUCGCACCUCACGGGCAGAUUGCGUUGCACAAAUCACAGGGGGCUGAGAAUGAAAAUCGAGUGCAGACAGAUCAAUAAAGCUGGGUAAUAUUAAUGUAGCGCUUCGAGUAGGUAUUGUUGUGGAAUUUGGCUGUACAAGUGAACUUCUCCUCUUACGUACGUGUCUCCCUGGCUUGUAGUGAUAAGCGGGUUCCGGUGCGGGAGUGAUCACGAGGGUCGGAAAGCGUACGUCAUGCUGAGAAAUAGAUAGUAUUACUUUUGUGUGUAUCCGUGUCGUAAAUAUUGUCAUAGUGAACGAUUUGGGACACCCAUUGUCUGAAUGAACAUUUAAUUCCAGAGGUUGAUUACCCUGUAGCCAUGAA